AUGUCCACCUCCUCCGGUACUCCCGAGUCCUGGAUCUCGUCGUUUUGCUCCCUGCUGGGCCACGAAUACUUUGCCGAGGUGUCAGAGGAAUUCAUUGAGGAUGACUUCAACCUGACUGGCCUGCAGACCCAGGUCGCCAUGUACAAAGAGGCCUUGGAAAUGAUCCUCGACGUCGAGCCAGAAGACGACGAUGACGAAGAAGACGAGGAGGAAGAUGAGGAAGAAGAUGUGUCGGGCGAUGCGCGCGAUGAGCCCGGCGGCCGGGCAGCCCAGGCCGGCGAGAGAAGACACCACAGCCGUAUCGCUAGCGACCUCUCCGUGAUUGAGUCAUCGGCCGAGAUGCUCUACGGACUGAUCCACCAGCGCUUUAUCUGCUCGAGGGCCGGCAUACAGCAAAUGUCGGAGAAGUACGAGCUGGGCCACUUUGGCGUAUGCCCGCGCACAAACUGCAACCAGGCGCGGACGCUCCCCGUCGGCCUUUCCGAUAUCCCGGGCGAGGACACGGUCAAGCUCUUUUGCCCGUCGUGCCUCGACGUCUACGUCCCCCCAAACAGCCGCUUCCAGACGGUCGAUGGUGCAUUCUUCGGCCGCACCUUUGGUGCCCUUUUCCUCCUCACUUUCCCCGAGUACGACCUGACCAAGUCGGGCACAGAGAGCAUCACGAACCUCUCGCGGCCCAGCAACCCCCCCGGAGGCGCCGACGAGUUGCCUAUGAUUAACGGCGUGUAUGCUCGUAACGUAGCGCCGGGCCUUGGGCCAGGCAAGAUAUACGAGCCCAGGAUUUACGGAUUCAGAGUGUCAGAGCUGGCGCGCUCGGGACCUCGCAUGCAGUGGCUGCGCGAUAAGCCUGCGGACAUCAAGGCGCUUGACGAAGCCCGCCUGUUUACCGAGGACCAAGGUGGCGAUUCGGAAGAUGAUGACGAGAGCAUGAUUAUGAACGGCCGGCCGAGCGGGCGGAGACGCGCGCCAUUGAACGCGAGAUCUCGACAGCAGCAACAGCAGCAGAGGCAGAUAGGGAACGGGAGCCCAAUGAUGGUGGAGGCAAACGGCGGUGUCGAGUCAGAAUUGUAG
Molecule: messenger RNA, 1071 nt
Organism: Lasiosphaeria miniovina
Lineage: Eukaryota; Fungi; Ascomycota; Sordariomycetes; Sordariales; Lasiosphaeriaceae
Product: casein kinase II regulatory subunit-domain-containing protein
Exons: 2
Coding region: 1-1071 (356 amino acids)
Biological process (GO): regulation of transcription by RNA polymerase III
Cellular component (GO): protein kinase CK2 complex; cytoplasm; UTP-C complex
Molecular function (GO): protein kinase regulator activity
Source: RefSeq, a predicted model, not a curated record